Mycena indigotica is the source of this 465-nucleotide messenger RNA. Its product is annotated as Membrane metallo-endopeptidase-like 1. Bases 1 to 465 code for a protein of 154 amino acids. The record is from RefSeq and is a predicted model, not a curated record. The transcript has 2 exons. Lineage: Eukaryota; Fungi; Basidiomycota; Agaricomycetes; Agaricales; Mycenaceae.
AUGCAACUCAUCGCCUACUUCGCCGCCCUGCUCUUUGCAGUUUCCGUAGCUGCCAUGCCUGCGCCUGCAAUCUCCUCCGCGCCUGCGCCGUCCGCCGCUCCAGCUCAUCAUGUGCAGUGGCACUACGGCGCGAACUGCACGGAUCGCGUGAUCGAGACGAGCGACGACGCACGCAUCGGCGACUGCGUCUACAUCACCCAAGGUUACACCGGGCGUAGCUUCUCCUGGACCGGCGCCACCCACGGCAUCGAGUUCUUUAUUUCGGGCGGCAGCAGGGAUGUCUGCAACGGCCUUGGCAACGCGUUCUUCGAGGAGACCGGAUGUGCCACCGCGCCGCCCGGCGUCAAUUGGCAGAGCUUCCGCUUCUUGCCGCCCCCGCCAACGAAGCCCGCAGUGACGACGUCGCGGCCAGCAUCGCGGACCGUCACGACGUCGCGGCCCGCUGUACCCUCACCCCGCGGCUGA